ACUUCACACACAGCAGCUGGGCACACGGUGCUGAGCUUAAAGCUACAAAAAUAAAAGAAAACAUUUCACAAAAUUCAGAUAAUAAACAAAAUCAAAGAUAGUUGUAUUUGGAAAAACAUGGAAUACGAAAGUGUGCUGAUCGUGAAGCCCGAGGUGUUCAUUUACAAAAUACCGCCGCGCGCCAGCAAUCGAGGCUAUAGGGCGGCUGACUGGAAUCUAAAGGAACCGACCUGGACGGGCAGGAUGCGGCUGGUGGCCAAGGGCACUGCUUGCAUCCUGAAGCUGGAGGACAAGACCAGUGGCGCCCUGUUCGCCAACUGCCCCAUCGACACAUAUCCCGGCGUGGCCAUCGAGGCGGUAUCUGACAGCUCCCGUUACUUCGUCAUCCGGGUGCAGGACGACAACGGUCGGUCCGCUUUUCUCGGCCUGGGAUUCGGCGAUCGAUCAGACUCAUUCGACUUAAAUGUGGCGCUGCAGGAUCACUUCAAAUGGGUGAAGAACCAGGAGCAGAUAGAGAAGGAGAAGACGGAACCCAAGCAGGAACUCGAUCUCGGUUUCAAGGAGGGCGAAACCAUCAAGAUCAACAUGAGGAUCACGAAAAAGGACGGUUCCGAGGGCAGCUCGCGCACGGGCAAGAAACAGGGAUCCUCGGGCGUGUUGCCACCGCCGCCCGGUGGCCUCGGAAAGAUCGCUCCACCACCGGCCGCUGCCCCAGCGACGACGGUGCGGCAAAGUCCCGGCGUCUCGCCCGCCCACAGACCCGCCGCUGGAAACUCUGAAUGGACCGAUUACGCAUCCGCCGGUGGCAACCAAGGACAACAGAACUCAGCCAACGCCAACUGGGUGCAGUUCUAAAGUGAAAUAUCCUGUUCCUGCUGCUGCUGCGCUUCUAAUCCAACACUAUGUUCUAAGAUUUAUCCAAUUUUUCUUUAUUUCUUAUACAAUUCAUAAUCGAUUUGUUCGAUUUAUCAUUAUUAUUAUGAUUAUUUUUUUUUUUUUCGAUUUAAAUGCGACCAAAAAUUGAACAGAGAACACACAUUCAGCAAAGCGUCAAGCGUUAAAGUUAAAGUUUUUAAAUUAAAUGGAAUUUGUGUAUUAGUUUCCCCUCCCCCGCCUCCCAUGCUCGCACGCCUUUCGUCUCUUUCUAAUUCAAUGUCGCGUCUCUUUCGGAUUAGACUGGAAGACCAGAAGGAGGCAGCGGGUGCGGAUGUGGGAGGACGGGCUCUCAGUGGGAGGGGAUUUGUAGCAAACUAUUUAGCCUGGUUGUUAUUUGUAUAAAUACUAGUAACGAUAAUUUUUUUAUAUACAAACUUAUUCUAAAACGUAAUUUGUUAACGAGAGAAAUAAUGCAACUUACAUAAGCAAAGGAAAAUUAAGUUUAAAUCAAGUUAUAACAUGCGAGAACUGCAAAAAUAUUAAAAACAAGUUUUCGAGUACUUACACACCUACGCCAACACACCAACACCAACACAUACGCACGAAAGGACAUUCCGCGGAUGGGAGAGAAGUGAUCGUUGAAGGACGGCAUUGCAUACAAAUUUAAUUUAUUGUUAAUUCCCCGCCUAAAUCUCCACCAAAUCUCCUCGUCCCCAAACCCAAGACCCCAGCCAGACCCGAUUCACUUGGAAAAUAUGCAAUAAUUUACGAAAAUAUUAUUUUGCUCUAUUAUUUUUUGUAUUGUUUACAGAACGGCACACAUGCAUAGCAAAUAAGUAAAUCAAAUGAAUUAUAAAUAUAUAUAUGCAUAUACUCGUGUAUGUAUGCAGUAUGAAGAAAUAUCCAUAUGUAUUUAAUAAACCACAUAAUGUAUGUAUGUAGCUUGUACAAUGCAUUACGAAAACAACAAAA
Molecule: messenger RNA, 1848 nt
Organism: Drosophila bipectinata
Lineage: Eukaryota; Metazoa; Arthropoda; Insecta; Diptera; Drosophilidae
Product: NECAP-like protein CG9132
Biological process (GO): endocytosis
Cellular component (GO): clathrin vesicle coat; membrane
Source: RefSeq, a predicted model, not a curated record